GGUUACUGUCAAACAGUGAACCCCGCAUGUUGUUUUCUUUUUUGACCACCCCGCUUGGCGCAGGUGGAAUGGAUUCUGUAUCUUUGGACGAUUAAACAAGAAAAUAAUUGUUGUUUUUGUUCAUACUGGUUGUAGAAAGGUGAAAGGAUGGCGCUGUAUGUGUUGUACGAGCACGCGGCUGGCUAUGGGCUGUUCAGCGUGAAGGAAUUCGAGGAGAUCGGCAUGCUGUUGCCGCAGGUGGAGGCAUCGAUCCUCGACCUGUCCCGGUUCAACGCGAUCGUCAAGCUGGUGGGCUUCCAUCCGUUCAAGACGGCCGUCGCUGCGCUGAACAACGUGAACGCCAUCUCCGAAGGUCUCGUGCCGGACGAUCUGUCAGGCUUCCUCGACACCACGCUGCCGAAGUCGAGCAAGAAGAAGCAGGUGACGCUUGGCGUGAGCGAUGCGAAGCUCGGUGCCGCGAUUGCCGAAGCGCUCGAGGUGCAGUGCUCGCACAUUGGUGCCGUGCCGGAGAUACUGCGCGGCAUCCGGUUCCACUUUGCCGGCAUGGUGAAGGGCUUCACCGACCAGUCGGCUGCGGUGGCCCAGCUGGGCUUGGGUCACAGCUACUCGCGCUGCAAGGUGAAGUUCAACGUGCACCGGUCGGACAACAUGAUCAUCCAGUCGAUCGCGCUGCUCGACCAGCUCGACAAGGACGUGAAUACGUUCUCGAUGCGUAUCCGCGAGUGGUACUCGUACCACUUCCCGGAGCUGGUCAAGAUCGUGCCGGACAACUACAUGUUCGCUAAGGUGGCGCACUUUAUCAAGGAUCGCAAGUCGCUCACGGACGACCGGCUCGAGGAGCUGGAGGAACUGAUGAUGGACUCGGAAAAGGCUAAGGCCGUGCUGGACGCCGGCAAGAUGUCGAUGGGCAUGGACAUUUCCGUGGUCGACCUGAUCAACAUCGAGAUGUUCGCCAAGCGGGUGAUCAAGCUGUCCGACUACCGCCAGCAGCUGGCCAACUAUCUCCACUCGAAGAUGAACAGCGUGGCGCCGAACCUGCAGGCCCUGAUCGGCGACCAGGUCGGCGCUCGGCUCAUCUCCAAGGCCGGCAGCCUGACCAAUCUGGCCAAGUUCCCCGCCUCGACCGUACAGAUUCUCGGCGCCGAGAAGGCCCUGUUCCGCGCGCUCAAGACCAAAUCCAACACACCGAAGUACGGCUUGCUGUUCAACUCGUCCUUCAUCGGCCGGGCGAACGCAAAGAACAAGGGGCGCAUUUCCCGCUUCCUGGCCAACAAGUGUACGAUCGCGUCGCGUAUCGAUUGCUUCGCCGAAACGCCAUCGACCGUGUUCGGCGAGGCGCUGAAGGGCCAGGUCGAGGAGCGGCUGAAGUUCUACGAGCAGGGCGAAACGCCCCGCAAGAACCUGGACGUGAUGAAGGAAGCGAUCCAGCUGGCCAGCAAGCAGGCGGAAACGGGAGGCAAGAAGAAAAAACGCAAGGCAGAGGAAACGAACGGCAAUGGGGAAGCCACGCUGAACGGAUCGGCCAAGAAGAAGAAGAAGAAGGCGGCGGCGCUGGACGAUACCAACGGGGGGGACGCCGAAGAGUCGAUGAUGCAGGUUGAUACCUCCGCCGUCCUUGACGAUUCGGUGAACGUUACGAAUGGUGAGAAGAAGAAAAAGAAGAAAAACAAAAACCGGCAAUCGGCCGUUGAAGCAUGAGCAGGGGAAGGGAGCGGACAUAAGUAAUCGACAUUAAGGUACAAUAAGUUUGUUUGUGUAUGUAGUGUGUGAGACAUUUGUAAAGCACUCACAGGAUAAGUAAUAGGGAAGCGUUGAGUUUAACGCCAUAGCUUAGGGAGGCGCCCUCUCAGGGAAGAGUACGGAGCUUCAGUCCUCGUACACUCUUUCUUCUGCAAACGUAUUUCAGUUAUUUUUCCACAAAAAGCAUACUUUUUUCUAUUUUUUCGUAACAUGUAACUAGAGUCUUCGUACAAUAAUGUAUCGGAAUAAACUUACCCGUAGAAGAUCUA
Anopheles arabiensis is the source of this 2009-nucleotide messenger RNA. It is a transcript of the gene Nop56, whose product is annotated as nucleolar protein 56. Gene Ontology annotation, molecular function: snoRNA binding. The transcript has 2 exons. The coding region runs from base 148 to 1698 and encodes 516 amino acids. Gene Ontology annotation, cellular component: small-subunit processome; box C/D methylation guide snoRNP complex. The record is from RefSeq and is a predicted model, not a curated record. Lineage: Eukaryota; Metazoa; Arthropoda; Insecta; Diptera; Culicidae.